Medioppia subpectinata is the source of this 1083-nucleotide messenger RNA. Lineage: Eukaryota; Metazoa; Arthropoda; Arachnida; Sarcoptiformes; Oppiidae. The record is from the annotation of a GenBank genome assembly.
AUGAUUGAUUUAAACCAGAUUAUAUUUAUUGAUUUAAACCAGAUUAUAUUUAGUAUAUUGUUUUGUAUGGUCUUCGCGUGUUUGGUUCUCACAGUCUUCUCAACCAUCAAGGAAUACGAAACAACCGCUUCAGCCAUACUAUUAAGAAUGGAGAUAGUUAUGGUUGUGUGGUUUGCAUUUGAAUUUUUCUUCCGGAUGUGGUCUGCGGGCUGUCGGUCACGAUAUCAGGGUUGGGUCGGACGUCUCAGGUUUCUUAGGAGUCCAUUUUGUGUCAUUGAUGUGAUCGUCAUAAUUGCAUCAGUGAUUGUGUUAUCGGUUGGCAGUUCGGGACAGGUAUUCGCCGCCUCAGCUCUUCGUGGGUUACGAUUCUUCCAAAUUCUACGAAUGGUUCGUAUGGAUAGAAGAGGAGGCACUUGGAAAUUGUUGGGUUCUGUUGUCUAUGCACACCGACAAGAAUUGAUUACUACAGUAUACAUAGGAUUCCUUGGAUUGAUUUUCUCAUCAUUUCUCGUAUAUCUCGUCGAGAAAGACGUCGAGGACACUAAGUUUGAGAGCUUUGCCGACGCUCUUUGGUGGGGAGUGAUCACUCUUUGCACCGUUGGAUACGGAGAUAUAUUCCCGAGUACUUGGACGGGGAAAAUAAUUGCCGCCUUCUGUGCUCUAUUGGGUAUCUCAUUCUUUGCCUUACCGGCGGGUAUUCUUGGAUCGGGAUUUGCACUGAAAGUACAGCAACAACAGCGCCAAAAGCAUAUGAUAAGACGUCGAGUACCGGCCGCCACAUUGAUUCAGAGUCUAUGGCGGUGUUAUGCGGCGGACGAGAACUCUAUGUCUGUGGCCACUUGGAAGAUACAUCAGGUGCCUCUUCCCAGUCCACCCGCGUAUUCGUAUUAUACGACUAUCGCUUUUCGACGAUCCGUCGGCACAAAUCGACUCAUUCGCCGCUCACUCGCAACCGUAAGCCCUGCAGCAGACGGCUGGUGGUGUCGGCUCUGCUACCGAGUGCUUAAGGGCCGUCAGAAUCACUUCUGUCACAGCGGUUUCUAUAGAGGCUACGAAGUUUUCGAGUCAUUCAAGAUUGUGUGA